Messenger RNA from Prosopis cineraria, 2088 nucleotides. Its product is annotated as laccase-7-like. Gene Ontology annotation, cellular component: apoplast. Lineage: Eukaryota; Viridiplantae; Streptophyta; Magnoliopsida; Fabales; Fabaceae. Gene Ontology annotation, molecular function: hydroquinone:oxygen oxidoreductase activity; copper ion binding. The record is from RefSeq and is a predicted model, not a curated record. Bases 160 to 1863 code for a protein of 567 amino acids. The transcript is spliced from 6 exons. Gene Ontology annotation, biological process: lignin catabolic process.
GCGUCCUUGCCUCUGGAGAGAACACAAACACAGAUUCAGAUAUUUGUUCUUUCGAAUAUAUGCACUCUUAGCUUUUUUUCUCACACACAGACACACAUAUAGUCUCAGAUUCAUGCAAGGUUUUUCUUGUCUUUAAUAUCUUCUCGAUCAUCCUCAAAGAUGAAAGCUUUUCUGGUGUUUUCACUUUUUGCCCUGCUAGCUUCCUCCUUCGCAACUGCUGCUAUAGUGGAACAUUCCUUCAUUGUGAGGGAUUUCAACGUGACUCGUCUGUGCAAUACACAAAUUAUAACUGCAGUUAAUGGAAUGGUUCCUGGACCCACAAUUGGCGUACGAGAGAAUGACACUCUGGUCGUUCACGUAUUCAACGGUUCUCCUCACAACAUCACUCUUCAUUGGCAUGGGGUUUUUCAAAUAAGCAGCCAAUGGGCAGAUGGUCCCGAAUAUAUAACACAGUGUCCUAUUCGACCAGGUCAAUGGUAUACUUAUAAGUUCACAAUCAUAGGACAAGAAGGUACUCUGUGGUGGCAUGCUCAUGCUGCUUUUCUUCGUACUUAUGCUUAUGGUGCUCUUAUCAUUCGACCUCGAAUUGGUUGCCUUUAUCCUUUUCCUAAACCUUACAAGGAAGUCCCCAUUCUGUUAGGCGAGUGGUGGAAAUCUGACAUUAACAGAAUUUUUGACGAAAUUCAAGUUACCGGUGACCUUGUUCCUAUUUCCGAUGCUUUCACCAUCAACGGCAUGCCUGGUGAUCUCUAUAAUUGCCCUCAAGAUCCUACUUUCAAGUUGAAGGUGAAGCAAGGGAAGACAUACUUGUUACGCAUAAUCAAUGCUAAUCUCAUCAAUCAAAUGUUCUUCAAGUUAGCCAAUCACAAGUUCACAGUUGUCGCGGUGGAUGCCGGAUACACGACUCCCUAUGUCACUGAUGUCGUCGUCAUCGCCCCCGGCCAAACCACCGACGUCCUCCUGACAGCUGACCAGCCGGUUGGUUCUUACUACAUGGCAUCUUCCGCGUACGUGACCACUGUAGUGAUAGCGUUCGACAAUACGACAACCAGAGGGCUUGUCGUUUACAAGGGGGCCUCCCGUGCAAGCCCUCCUCUGAUGCCGGCAUUACCCGCCUUCAACGACACCACCACAGCCCACAGGUUCUACACAAAUCUCACUGGGCUCGCCGGUGGGCCUCAAUGGGUCGAUUGUCCACUCCAAGUGGACGAACACAUGUUCAUAACUUUGGGGCUGAACUUAGACUUUUGCUCAAACAACGCCACGUGUGCGGGCCCACUAGGGUUUAGAUUCUCUUCGAGCAUGAACAACGAGUCGUUCGUGACUCCGAGCAACAAGGGAUUGUCCAUGUUGGAAGCAUUCUUCAGAAACAAGCCAGAAGAAGUGUACACAAGAGAUUUCCCUGACUUUCCUCCAGUAUUUUUUGACUUCGUCAGCCCAAACAUAAGCUUUGACCUGUCGAAGAUAUUCGCGCCGAAAUCAACAAAGGUGAAGACGUUAAAGUUCGAUUCGACGGUGGAGAUUGUGCUUCAAAACACAGCAUUUCUGGGGAUAGAGAACCACCCAAUGCACAUUCAUGGGUUCGAUUUCUACGUACUGGCUCAAGGUUUUGGGGUGUUCAAUGCGAUGAGAGAUAGCGGAAAGUUCAAUGUCGUGAAUCCUCAAAGGCGUAACACGAUCGCCGUGCCGACGGGAGGUUGGGCUGUGAUCAGAUUCAAAGCGAACAAUCCAGGUAUAUGGUUUAUGCACUGCCACAUAGAUGCUCACUUGCCGUGGGGGCUAGCGACAGCAUUUGAGGUGGAGAACGGACCCACGCCGGAAACCAGCGUGCCUCCUCCUCCGGCUGAUCUCCCGAUGUGCUAACUCGUCGUCGUCAUCUUCUGCUCUCAAAUUACCAGAAAGACGAGACGACGACCUGUCGCGAAGUUUAUAUCUUCUUUAAUUACAUUUGUUGUUCGAAUAAGUGAAGGGCAUUAUGGUGAUUGGCCAUAAAUUUAAAUUGUGAAUUUGUAAUUCAGCCCUUCGGUCUUUUCAUGAUAUUUCAGAUUGCAUUGAUCUGUUUAUGAAAAAAAAGUACUUUUGGGCUCA